This is a messenger RNA of Coccinella septempunctata (seven-spotted ladybird), 2040 nucleotides long. RefSeq lists its product as uncharacterized. NCBI's taxonomy places the organism in Eukaryota, Metazoa, Arthropoda, Insecta, Coleoptera, Coccinellidae. Gene Ontology annotation, cellular component: RNA polymerase I complex. The record is from RefSeq and is a predicted model, not a curated record. The transcript has 4 exons. Gene Ontology annotation, biological process: transcription elongation by RNA polymerase I; nucleolar large rRNA transcription by RNA polymerase I; RNA polymerase I preinitiation complex assembly. Bases 127 to 1248 code for a protein of 373 amino acids. Gene Ontology annotation, molecular function: DNA binding.
GAUAUAACCUCAAUCUCUUCAAAUAAAAAUACGCCAAAAAUGUGGAUGUAUUUGAAUGAUUCGAUUUCCUAAUAUUGUUUUAUUGAAAUUCCAUACGUUUUUGAAUAUUUCUAUCCAUAUAAUACAAUGAAGGUGCAAGUAGAAGAAGUAAUUUAUAACCAGGAGACUAAUCCAAUAGCAGUCAAUAUUAGAAAUAAACAAGUAUCUGAUGAAUUUCUCUCAAAUGUGAAAGUGGAUGUGUUUAAAGACAGUUCAGAUAAAACAAUUGUAGCAGCACAUACAGAAAAAAUACUUUAUGUUGGUGGAGUCAAUCCCAAUGAAUCAGCAUUCAAUAACUUCUUGGUUAUUCGUAACAAGAAUACUAACAAGGUGCGAUUGGUCAGUUAUGACACAGUCAAUAUGGAUUCAUUCACUAGGAUUGAUAAUUCUUCUCUCAAAAAAACUGCUGCAAGUGAAGAACUAACAACAGCAGAUUUAACCAAACAAUUCGGUACUAAGAAGGCUAUUAGAGUUACAGAGCAAAGGGAAAAGAUGAAAUUCUUUAUUGAAAAUGAAAGAGAAAAUUUGCAGAAAGCAGUAGCAGAGGUUACAACUGAUGAAGGUUUGUUGAACCAAUCACAAAACGAAAUCAAUGAAAGCGAUACUGGUUAUUUGCCUUUGAUCAAUAGGAAUGCCUCAUCAGUUGAUCAAGUUUAUGAACUGAAUAAUUUAGUUCCUCCAGAAGUUAGGGAUGGUUUACAAUCAGAUGUGAAUACUGUUCUUGAAUGCGAUGAUCUCAGUCAACUCCCGUUGUGCAAUUUCUGCAUGCAGAAUAUCAGAAUCUUGAAAGGAAAUGAUGAUAUCGAGUCGAAUAGCACAAGGUGUAAAAUAUAUCUCUUUCUGAAUUAUUUAAUACGAUUUUUGACAACUCCUAUCAGGAGUAUCAGUAAAAAAUUCGUCCUCUGUGAAUCUUCCUCAGUUGUCAAUUUUUAUAUCUUGGAUAAUUUCAGUGUUGUCUCGAAAUCCAAUAGAACGAGGUCUUCAUCCAUGCGUGAUAAACUUAUAUGCAAUAUUCUCGUUUUGGUAAUGUUGGCUUCUUUGAACAACCAGUUAAACCUGGAGACGAUUUCCCAGGAUAUGAAGCUAGGGAUAAAGAAAUUGCAAGAAAUAUCUAGAAUGCUUGCUUUUACUAACAUUGGUACUAAACAAGUCGCUCUCAAGUUGCCUUUACCGGCCCCUGUUACAUCCUCUCGUAGAAAGAAAAAAUAGUGUCCAUUCAGUUUACUUAUGAUGAGGUUAUAAGUUGAUUCGGGAGUUACUUGGUGGAAUUUAAUGAUUUUUCUGUAUAAUUUAUGGAUUAUUGUUAUUCUUAAAACAGUGUUUUUGACAUUUUUAAUUGUUAUAUGAUUAAAUUUUUGUAUAAAAUCUUUCUCUAUUGGUUUGUAAUUUAUUUUAUUUCGUAUUGAUUCUGAUGUGGAUGGAUUGUUUUUCCUUCUCUGAGUGAAGUUUCUCAGGAACCAGACAAACACAUUCUGCUAGCACAUUACACUUCUAUCUACCUCUAAAUGAGCUACUUCUCUGCUGAUAUAUUUUCACUAAUAUUUGCUCAAAAGUACACAAAUAUUGAAAGAAAAAUCAGGUUCACCAAGAACACGUUUUUAUGAAUAUUCCACUUGUUUCUGUUAUUGUGGAAUUGUAAAUUUGUAUCAAGUAACUUACUUUUUUUUACUUACUUUUACAAGUACUUAAUUUUGUUUUCUAAAAGUGCAUUAUCUAAAAUAACUGAGUAAUUCAUAAUGAAUGUUUUAUAGUAAUGAUUAUGAAUCAUAAUGUAUUUAUGUGAAAACGGGGUCCUUCUGAGUAAAUUACUCAAAUUUAGUGUGUUAGUAUUGAUUUCAAUACUUUGGGUAAGAAGAUAUUUGCUCUUAGGAAAUGGAAAAAUCUUUUGUAGUGUUGGAACUCAAUUUUAUUUUAUAAUCCUUUAGGGUUUCCGUUGGAUUUUCAGAAAAUGUAUAAUUGCUGUAAAUAUGUAUGUAUAUGAAUAAAAUUUCAUUUUAAAUA